AUGGAGCGGGUUAAGAGUCAUACCAAAACGAAAAUCCAAGAACGUAUCAAUAAAAAGCGCCUGGAAGCAAUGCGGCUAGCAGGUACAUUAGCUUCCCAACAGUUUCACACUGGUGCACCACAUCAACAAACAAUGGUAGCUGGCCCUGUGCAGUAUCAGGAUCAACUGGAAUCAUACGCUGGCAGUAGCAAUUCAGUCACCGGCGAAGGACAGAUGAGUGCCCAGAGUUAUGUAGGCUUACCAGCCGCCUAUGAGGGGCGGCAAUCCAUGGAGACCGGUAAUCCUGUCGUGAGCGUUCAACAAAUGCCUCAUCAGAUGAGAUAG
Molecule: messenger RNA, 324 nt
Organism: Cylicostephanus goldi
Lineage: Eukaryota; Metazoa; Nematoda; Chromadorea; Rhabditida; Strongylidae
Source: the annotation of a GenBank genome assembly